AUGCUCCCAUCGAGUGGGUGUAUGGAUCCAGAAUUUGGUGAAUGGCUAUCAUUGCCUAUAUCGGACUCUUUACCAUCAAAGAUGAAGGUAAAUAUUGGAAAGAUGGCACCUUUGAAAACGGUGGCCCAGAAUGGCUGUGAGAAAAGGUGGCCGUGGUCUUUCAAAAUAUUGAAAAGAACUUCCAGCGAACUCUUUCUGAUGGCGGCUCUUGGAUCUGAAGUCAAAUUUGAUAACCCUGACAAGAUAAAGUUGUAUGAUAUUACGUCUAAGAGUAAGGAUGCUGAUGGGGAGAAGGCUAACAUGGAUGAAUUUAAACCAAGCAAAAUAAUGCUAGAGUCAUUUCCCUCGCUUUUCUCAUUGCAAGAAAGUCCACCAUCUGCGAGUUUGGCCGCACAGUACCGGAGAAAAGCAAUAGCAUUGAGACUAACAUCACUAUUGAAUUUACUAUUUGUGAAGUUCACCAGUUCUUCUCGCUCGAGGAAUUUCAUAGCAAGCUGUCGCAAUGAAUCCAUAACAAAGAUUGCAACAGAAAGGUUCUCGGACAAACCAACUGACACAAAGAAUUCGGAAAGAACAUUCCAUAUACGUGACCACACUAGCCUUAUGCGAUUCAUCCGCACAGUGGAGGUUAGUAAACUUAGCCACAGUAGUAACAAAGGCAUCUCUCUGAGUCUGCAUACCCAUCAUGGCAGUAACAUGCACAGCAUGACGAAAUCAUUGAGAAGUAGCUUCCUUGUCAUCGCUUUGGUCCAGCAUUACACUAAAGGCAGCAAGCAUUGGGCCCCAGCAGACUUCAACCAUGAACCUCAAUAUUGA
Molecule: messenger RNA, 816 nt
Organism: Striga asiatica
Lineage: Eukaryota; Viridiplantae; Streptophyta; Magnoliopsida; Lamiales; Orobanchaceae
Source: the annotation of a GenBank genome assembly